AUGCGAUCUGUUCCUCGGUCCGCCGCUGGCGUCGUGACCGACUCGGGUGAUAUUCUAGACCGAUCCGGCAGGUCUAUCGGAAAGCUUACCGAGUCUGGAGACGCUGGCCAGCUUGUGGGAAACGCAGUCACAUCUUCGGGAGAUAUCCUGGAUUCGUCCGGAAACGUUCUCGCCAAAGCUACUCUCAACGAGGACGAAGGAGAAUAUACAACCGAACCUACCCAGAAGGGCCUGGAGGGAGAGAAGGGCCUGGAGGGAGAGAAGGGCCUGGAGGGAGAGAAAGACCUGAAGGAGGAGAAAGACCUGACAGAAGAGAAAGACUUGAAGGAAGCAAAGGACCUAAAGGACGAAAAGCCUGGCGGUGGCGGCUGGGAUCUUAUGGGCAAGGGCAAAUCGGCCUACCAAACAGCCAGCACUCUCCAAAAGCCCGUUUCCCAAGGAAUGGACCUGGUUAGAGGGCUACAGAAACCCAGCGACGAUGAGCAGAGCUCACCCACUGAGUCCUCGUUCCAGAUGAGCCAAGGCGACAACAAACGGCGCCUGGAAGAGAUGGAGGGGCAAGAAAAACCACUCGAGAAAGAAACCGAAGGCCAAGAACAACAACUUGAAAAGGCCACUGGAAAGCAAGACGAAGCCCCCAUCUCGAUGGAAGAUAAAACGGAGGGUGUCAAAGAAGAGACGGGCAAAGAUUUAGGCAAGGACGUGGAUGUGCCGCCUCAGAAAGAAGAUCUGGAGACUCUCCAACCAGAUACCAAAGACCAGGAAGGUCAAGAUAAACUUCAGGAAGAGGUCCCUAAGCCAAUGGAAGACGAACUCAAGGGAACCAAAGUCAACAAGCUGGGCAAUCUCGUUAAUAAGGACGGCGAUAUUAUCGGACGUCUGAUUGAAGGUGACCCUAAGCAGCUUAUCGGCAAAAGAGCAGAUGAAGAGGGAAGAAUCUGGGAUGAUGCUGGCAAAGUUAUUGGCAGAGCCGAGCCAUUGCCCGACCGCGGCGACGAAAAGGAGUUUGCCCCAUUCGAAAACUUCCCCGAUGCCGUCGUGGAGGCGGAUGGUCGUGUCAUGUUCAACGGCCAACAAGUAGGCGUUGUCAUUGAGGGUGACCCAAAGCGUAUUAAGGGCAGCCACGUCGACGAGGAUGGCGAUAUCUUAGACCGGCGAGGUAAUGUUAUUGGUAAGGCAGAGGCCUGGGAUAAGCCCGAGGCUGAGCCUGAAGCUGCCGUUGAUAAAUCUGCGCUUGCAGGUACCAAAGUCAACAAGAUGGGUAAUCUCGUUAAUAAGCACGGCGAUAUUAUCGGACGUCUGGUUGAAGGUGACCCUAAGCAGCUUAUCGGCAAAAGAGCAGAUGAAGAGGGAAAUAUCUGGGAUGACGCUGGUAAAAUUAUUGGCAAAGCUGAGCUAUUAUCCUUCGAGGAGCGCGGCGAUGAAAAGGACUUUGCCCCCUUCGAAAAUUUCCCCGAUGCUGUCGUGGAGGCGGAUGGUCGUGUCAUGUUCAACGGCCAACAAGUAGGCGUCGUUAUUGAGGGUGACCCAAAGCAUCUCAAGGGCAGCCAUGUCGACGAAGAUGGCGAUAUUUUAGACCGGCGAGGCAACGUUGUUGGCAAGGCAGAGGCCUGGAAUGAGCCCGAGGCUGAGCCCGAGGCUGUCGUUGACAAGUCUUCGCUUGCAGGCAAGAGAGUCAACAAGGCUGGCAACGUUGUCGACGGAUCGGGAGCCAUCUGGGGCAGAGUCGUCGAGGGCAAUGUCAAGGCCUUGGUGGGACGCAUGUGCGAUAAAAAUGGCAACGUCCUGAGCGAGUCUGGAGAUAUAAUUGGCAAGGCCGACAUUGUCGGAGAAGGUGAACGAGAGGGUAUGAAGGAGGGACCAUUUGCUGAACUCUCUGGCUGCACCGUCGCCAAGGACGGCACAGUUGUUACGCCGUCGGGUGAUGUCGUGGGAAGACUUACUGAAGGAGAUCCCAAGAAGUUGUUUGGUCGUACUGUUGACGAAGAUGGCGACGUUGUCGACAGCAACGGAAAUGUCUUGGGCAAGGCUGAGCGCUGGCAGGAGGAAGAGGUGGAGAGGAAGAAGGCCCCCUAUGCUGGCCGCAAGGUGAACCGUGAGGGCAAUGUCCUCGAUGAAGAAGGAAACCUCAUUGCGAAACUCGUCAGUGGCGACAUUGCCGCCUGUUCUGGCAAGGAGGUUGACGAAGAUGGUGAUGUGAUCAACUACAAGGGCGACACUGUUGGACAUGUCGCUCUCCUCGAAGACAUUCCUAAAGAAACCGAGGAAGACAUCAAGAAGCGUGAAGAGGCUGAAAGUGAUCGCAAGCUGGCUGCGAAGCUGGCUGGCUGUAUCGAGCAGUCUCUUGAUAAGAUCCGCCCCAUCUGCAAGAUGAUUACGGAUAAGAUUAACACAGCUGAGAGAACACCCAAGGAGGAGCUUGAUGAAGAGCAGUUGGUCAGAGAGGUAAAGCCCUUGAUUGAAGAGGGAGGUAAGAUCUUGACCGAGACCAACGGCACCAUCCGCGGGCUUGAUCCCGAUGGGCGCAUCCAGCGGAAUGCAAAGCAUAAGGCGGGCACCAAGGAGGCAACGCCAGAGGAGUAUCAUCUGGCAGAUGUGCUUAAGGAGCUCACUGGCACUAUAACCCAGACUAUCGACAACGCAAAGAGCAAGAUUGAGGGUAUGCCACACGCAAAGAAGGAGCUCAAUCCGCUCUGGGGUCUCUUGUCGGAGCCGUUGUUCCAAAUCAUUGCUGCCGUUGGAUUGCUGUUGAACGGCGUCCUGGGCCUCGUAGGUAAACUGCUGAGCGGCCUCGGUCUCGGCGGAUUGGUCGACAAUCUCCUCGGAACGCUUGGAUUGAACAAGGUGCUCGACAGCCUUGGACUUGGCAUGGUCACCGACGCCUUGACUGGCAAGGGUGACAAGAAGAAGAAAUAA
This is a messenger RNA of Trichoderma virens Gv29-8, 2916 nucleotides long. RefSeq lists its product as uncharacterized. Bases 1 to 2916 code for a protein of 971 amino acids. Lineage: Eukaryota; Fungi; Ascomycota; Sordariomycetes; Hypocreales; Hypocreaceae. The transcript has 4 exons. The record is from RefSeq and is a predicted model, not a curated record.